Messenger RNA from Pelobates fuscus (common spadefoot toad), 4683 nucleotides. RefSeq names its product sterile alpha motif domain-containing protein 9-like. The coding region runs from base 36 to 4580 and encodes 1514 amino acids. The record is from RefSeq and is a predicted model, not a curated record. Gene Ontology annotation, molecular function: protein binding. The transcript has 2 exons. Gene Ontology annotation, cellular component: cytoplasm. NCBI's taxonomy places the organism in Eukaryota, Metazoa, Chordata, Amphibia, Anura, Pelobatidae.
AGAUUGUUCACACUGACCAUCAAGCUAAGUGAAGCAUGGAUUAUAAACAGAUUCCCGUGGACGACUGGACUGAAAUGCAUGUGUGCGAGUGGCUGAAAUCAAUUAGACUAAAAGAAGAAUAUAUUUCUAAACUCAGUGAGGAGGAAGUAACUGGUCCAGUCCUGAAAAAAAUCCAAGAGAAUGAUUUAAAAGAAAUGGGCAUGAAAAGAGGGCAAGUAAAAUUAUUAAUAAUUAGUAGAAAUGAACUUCUUGAACAAAUACAACAGGAAAGGUCACCAAGGAAAACUAAAAAACACGGAAGCACGACUCACAAAACGUCUACAGAAAGAGCUCCAGAGGAAAUGGAAAAUAAAUGUAGUGCAAAUUCCCACCCAUCCACACAAUCAUUGAAAACAAGCCCUUUCCGGCCCUUUGAUGAAGUUGGGAAUUUUAGAUAUGUGAAAAACCAGGUACUACCACCAGAAACUGGUAUAAUAGACCUAAUUUCACCAUGCCAUGAGUACAAAUCAUUAGCUAAUGCUGUAACAUUAGAUAAAAAACUACUACAGACAAAGUUUACUUCUGAGGUCGUCCGAUUUGCUGCUGCAUGCUUGAAUGUGAGAACAAAUGGAACCAUACACUUUGGUAUUAUGGACAGUGUGGAAGACAAGGGAUAUAAACAUGGACAGAUAGUUGGCAUUCCGAUCCAAGAGAAAGAGUUAUACUCCGAUGCACUAAAUAAUUUAAAAGAAUGCUUCCCAGAGCCCUAUGAGUACGCGGCAGCCAGACUGUGCAUCCGACCGCCACAAUUUGUUGAGGUUAUUGAUAAAGACUCAGACGAAAAACUAUUUGUGGUGGAAGUUGACAUUGUUCCUUUAUCAUGCAGUGUAAAAGGGAAAAAAUUUCAAGUGCGAUUGCCCAAGUACAACAACAAUAAAACAAAUUAUGGCAAGCUAACAAUUUAUGAAAGGAAUGGAACAAAGACAGAACCUGUUAAAAUAGAAGAGGAGUUAAAUGCAUUUGAACAAAGGCAAAGAGAAGCUGAUAUCAGGAGAGAAAAGGCUGAUUCGCUCGAUUCUUUUGAAAUGGAAAGUUACGAAGACUUAGGAAGAAAGCUUUCGGUGCUGCUAACUAAAGGGAAGCAGUACUUUGAUGACACUCAGUGGUAUGUCGUAGUCUCCAACAAAUGUGAAGAACAAGAUUUAGAACAUUUGAAGUUUCUAAAGGACAUUAAUAUAUUGUGUGUUUUUGAAUUUGAUCCAGAAUCUGACAGUAAAGGUCUAUGUUCAAGGUACAAGGAGUACCACGCAACAAAUAUUUACUCACUGGAAAGCUACUCUAGUGAAUGUGGAAAGACGAAAGAUGAGAUUGUAAAAAACCUAGGUUUGUUCAAACAAACAUGCUGGAUAUUUUGCAAUGGACGCACAAACUUCCUCGGAGAUGACCAGCCAUGUGAUGAACAUACAUGGAUCCGUAAUAAAGGGAGAUACUUUAAAAGGGCGGUUUCUUUGAUCUGUGAUGAAAUAAUUAAAAGGGGCUGCUUCACUGUCCUCUUUCUGUUAUUGUCUUCAGUGGAAAAGCCAAUCGUUGAGGCUUUUAAUGAAUUUUACAGAGAAAUGAGUGGCCUGGAAUACAUCACUUGCAUUGCUGAAAAUAAAGACCACUAUGAGCACUGGACCACUCUGGCACAGAAUUCCUGUACCAGGGAAGAACUUGAUCAGAGGAGUAUUGUUGGUAUGAAGCUAAGCCAUGUUGCUACAACGGUUCAAAAAAUGCUACCAACAACAGAUUACCUUAGAAACCUCCCAGUCUUCACAGGAGGGUUCUGUAUUUUAACCGUACCUGAAGAAGAAAGGAUGCAUUCACUUAAUAUACUUUGUGUGAAUGAAUGUAGUAACAUAAAUCAGGAAAAAAUUGACAAAAAAGAAUUACAUGAAUUCGAAAGUUUUUUUUAUCGUGGUGGGAAGAUUAGCUGGAAACAUUUCUGGCUUGCUGAACAGAAGAAAUGUGGGCAAAUUAUAGAACGACAUGGAUGCCAAGAAGUGGAAGAUAUAUUAAAUAAUAUUUUAAACAAAAACACUGUAAAGCUUCCUGUUGCUCGAAUCAAGAUUGUUCAUCAACCCGGAAGUGGAGGGAGUACAGUUGGUCGUCAUAUUCUUUGGAAAAACAAAAAACAAUUAAGAUGUGCCAUAGUAAAUGCAUCUUACCCAGUUACAACAGUAUGCGAGCACACGGUUAAAUUAAGAGAGUAUGAGGAAAAAGACAUGAAACAGUGUUUACCAGUACUUCUCCUCUUAGAGGACUGUGAGGAAGAAUAUAUAGAUGAUUUGAAGCAUUACUUAGGGGAAGCCAUGAGAAACAACACAAACAAUUCAAAGCCUAGCUUUAUACUUCUGAGUUGCAAUCGAUCAAAUGCACCGCUACGGCUUUGCACAAACUCUACACACGACACAGUUGCAAUCACACACAAACUAAACCCAGAGGAGAAACGGCUAUUCAAAGCGAAAGCAGAUGAGCUCUAUGAGUCUUUCUCGUCAGACCUCAUCAUUAGUUUUGUGUUAAUGAGUAAUGAAUUUGAAAAAAAAUACCUGAAGGAUUUUGUUGAGAAUGCAAUGCGGGAAAUUGACCACUCAUCCACAGAAACACGAUUACUCAGAUAUGUUGCCUUACUAAAUCAUUAUGUCCAUAAUUCAUAUAUUUCACUUUCACACUGUGAAGCCUUCCUUGGAAUUAAACCAUAUUUAGAGAAAGAGGAAGAUAAACUGAGUCAUUGUAAUUUUAUAAAUACUUUAAGUGACCCGGUAAAACUAAUGCUAAUUGAAUUAAGAGAAGAUACUUUUUGGACCUCCAACAUUCGUAUUUUGCACCCCUUAAUUGCGGAGGAACUGUUAGUCCAGUUAUCAAACAACUAUCCUCAGAGCAAAAUUGCAAUGGACCUUCUUAAGGAAGAAUCACUACUCCAUCACAAAUUUGGACGAGAAGAAUUUGUAACUUUUAUCAGACACUUGUUUUUAAGACGUCACAAAAAAAGCAGAGGUGACAAUGUAGACACGUUCUUUUCACCAUUUAUUGAACAUGUUUGUAAAAGGGAAAAGGCAGUAGAGAUGGCAAUUAAGCUCUUAGAAGCAGCUUACAUAAGAUUUGAUAAUGAUGCUUUUUUUGCACAACAACUAGCAAGAUUGCAUUAUAAAAAUGAGAGAUUUGAAGAUGCCAAAAAAUGGGCAGAAACCGCUAAAUCCCACUCUCCACAUGACUCAUUUAUAUUGGAUACCGAAGGCCAAGUAUAUAAAAAGUGGUUCAAUGUAAAUAAGGAGAAGUACUUAAAAGACAUAAAUUCUAUAGAUAUAACUAGUGUGAUAGAAAGGGGACUUAAAUCGAUGGAAUGUUUUAAAGCCGCACAAAAAGCUGCAAAAGCAGAGACUGACACCAUGAAUAAUGCAGGCUUUUUUGGUGAAAUAGAUGUAGGAUGCAGUUUGCUAUAUCUGCUUUCAAAAUUGGAUUUUUUUUCUCAAAAUGACGGGAAAAACACAGAACUUUUAAAAUAUCUUUUAACAAAAUUCACACCUGCUGAUCUAGAAACACCAUGGUCAAGGAUUCAUGGGAGAUUGAAAGGGUUAUACCAAAACAUUUACGAUGCCCUGGAAUGGCUUUCUGAUGAAAUGGGUUACUUUCAAAUAGAUAAAAUUGACGAUGGGGAGGCAGGUCCCCGGGGGGAGGAUAAGACCAAUAAUCCCAGAAAAUGGGUAAGUGACAAAACUAGAGAAUUUGCUAAUUAUUUCAACUCCCACCUUAUAAAAGGUAUAGAAAAUAGUUUAGUUAGAGAAAAACAAUUUGUUAAAAAGAUGAGCAUUUACCAACUGGGAGGAGGCAGCACAACAGCAAUACUUUUUCUACUGUCAGAUUCACAAAAAGAUGAAAAACAAGCAAGGCUUGAAGCUAUUCUACAAUGUUAUGGACCAAAUGUUUCCCAGGAAUCACUGGAUAACAUUGAUCUAAUAAAUUACAUAAUGUGUCAUAUUGCAUUAGGGAGUGUGAGCACUGAAUCUACAAAACUUUUACCGUUUCAAAAGCUGCGUGACAUGAGUAAGAGAUUUCUGAGAGAACGGGCACAAUUUCCUCCCAGUGCCUACCUAAUCAUUUUUAUGAUUUACUGGCCAGAUGACAAAUUUGAUGAAGAGCACAAUGACAACAUUUUAACUAGUGCAGUUAAAACUGCAAAGUAUUUACACGAACUACGAAUUAAAAAUGUUCCAGUAAGAAAAAAAAGGACAAAUGUGCUUUUUUUUCUGGGGAAAGGAUAUGGAUAUCAAAAAGUCAUACACAGAAGUACCAUUGAGAAGCUGAUUGAAGGGCCUUUAAAUGAGCGCUCAUUCAGGUGGGAUACUGACCCCAAAAACAUCAAAAUGCAGAAUCUGCUGCAAAAAGUAUCUGGUUGGACAGAAAAUGGAAAACUUUACACAAAGAGAAAGUGUUGCAAAGAGAAAAUUGAAGUUCUGCCUUUAAAUUUUGCAUCAAUGCCCAAUGGCAACGAGAAUGUCACAUUCUAUGUGGGAUUUACAUACAUUGGCUUUGUUGCUUAUAAUGUACAAGUAAGUGGGUAAAAUCCACAGGCUUUAUUUUUUUAUUUAAAAGAAGGAAGAUAGCAUGUAAUUGCACAUACCAAAUUGCGGGCACAUUGCCCUCACUCUACAUUUAAAUAACCAU